Messenger RNA from Ictalurus punctatus (channel catfish), 1738 nucleotides. It is a transcript of the gene psat1, whose product is annotated as phosphoserine aminotransferase 1. The coding region runs from base 121 to 1245 and encodes 374 amino acids. Lineage: Eukaryota; Metazoa; Chordata; Actinopteri; Siluriformes; Ictaluridae. Gene Ontology annotation, cellular component: cytoplasm. Gene Ontology annotation, biological process: L-serine biosynthetic process. The transcript has 9 exons. The record is from RefSeq and is a predicted model, not a curated record. Gene Ontology annotation, molecular function: O-phospho-L-serine:2-oxoglutarate transaminase activity; pyridoxal phosphate binding.
UGUAAUCAAGAGUCGCACGCCCGGAAGCGUGAGUGUCUGAGAUUGAGCAUCUGGACAUAAUCAGUAGUUUUAUCAGCUCUACAAGUUCUACAUCUUCUCCCAUAACACACUGUUUGCACAAUGGAAACGAAGAAGGUUUUAAACUUUGGUGCAGGACCGGCGAAACUUCCACAACCUGUUUUGAUCCAGGCCCAGAGGGAACUGCUGGAUUACGAUGGUCUCGGGAUUAGUGUCCUUGAAAUGAGCCACAGGACAUCAGAUUUUUCCAAGAUCAUCAACACAGCUGAAACUCUACUGCGUGAACUUCUGAAUAUACCGGACAACUACAAGGUUUUGUUUCUGCAAGGUGGCGGUACGGGCCAGUUCAGUGCCGUUGCUCUGAAUCUGAUCGGUCUGAAGAAGGACCGUUGUGCAGAUUAUAUCGUUACCGGAACCUGGUCUGCCAAGGCCGCCAAAGAGGCCGAGAAGUACGGCAAAGUGAACGUGGUACAUCCGAAAGUGGACCGGUACACCGGGAUCCCAGACAGCAGCAGCUGGUCACUGAACCCUUCAGCAUCCUACGUCUACUACUGCUGCAACGAAACAGUCCACGGCAUUGAGUUUAAUUUCAUUCCUGACACCAAGGGUGUGAUUCUUGCCUGUGAUAUGUCGUCAAACUUCCUAUCACAACCAGUCGAUGUAUCAAAGUUCGGGCUAAUAUUUGCGGGCGCCCAGAAGAACGUGGGAUGCGCAGGAGUCACUAUUGUGAUCAUAAGGGAGGAUCUGUUGGGGAAAGCUUUGAAGGAGUGCCCUCUUGUAUUUGAUUUCAAAGUGCAAGCUGAAAAUAAUUCCCUUCACAACACCCCACCUUGCUACAGCAUCUACAUUGUGAAACUGGUCUUGGAGUGGAUCAAGAGUAACGGCGGCACAGACUCCAUGGAUAAACUGAGCAAGCAGAAAUCCUCCCUGAUAUACGACAUCAUCAACAGCUCCAAUGGAUUUUACUCAUGUCCCAUCGACGUCGGGUGCCGGAGUCGCAUGAACAUCCCGUUCCGCAUUGGAAACAGUGAAGGAGACGAAGCCCUGGAAAAACAGUUCCUGGAAGGCGCUUCAAAACUUGGAAUGAUCUCAUUAAAAGGACACAGAUCUGUUGGUGGAAUACGAGCUUCUCUGUACAACGCGGUGACUUUGGAAGAUACUCGAGCUCUCGCUGCGUACAUGAAGGGGUUUCUAAAUAAGCAUCAGACUAAUAAAAUGGUUCAUUAACCUACAAGUCAUAUUACCAUGCAGCCUUAAUCAUUAAUAAUGUGGUGGUGGUGUUUUAAAAAAAAAAAAUAUAUAUAUAUAUAUUUUUUUUUUUUGGUAGUAAUGUGAUAACAGUGUAUACUGUAGAUGUCACUUUCCUUUUUGGUUAGCACUGUCUGUAGUGGCAUUCCUGUAGCUGGGGAAUAGUUGUUUCCUAAUCUAAUUUUACUGAGUAUUAAACACUACAUUAUUGUGUCUUAAAUUAAUACUUGAAUAGGUAUUUGAUAGUCACACUCCUCUGGCCAGGAACACUGUGUCUAUUCAUACUAUUACUAGAAACAUACUGUUCAUACUGUCGAACAGGAAACUAAUAAUUGUGGUUUUAACAGUUAAAAUGUAACCUUAAUGCUCAUAUAUGAAAAUGAUCUCUGUUUGUAGUAGAUUAUACGAGGACAUUUAUACACUCUCAAAAUGGAACAGGAUUUGGGAAUUAAAAGGACUGCUGAUAAUUUCA